GGAUUAAAAGUUCUGUGAAAAAUGGAUAAACAGAUGGGUUUUUCUUUUCUUUCUGUUUUCUUGGUUUGUUAGAGCGCGCUCGAGCAUUGUGUUUGUCUUAAAACCGAAGGCGAUCGAAGCAAGGAGUAUCGAUCGAGCCCUAGAUCUCAUCCUAUUCUUUCGUUGUCGUUCUCCUCCUCCUCCUCCCUCGUGAUGCGGCCUUCGGUCUAGGGUUUGAUGCCGCCCUCGCCUCGGGAGUGCUUUGGAUGGACGAACCCUCUCCUUUCUCCUCCUGCUCCCUGUUGAUCGCCGCCGGAGCCACCGCCCUGUGCUGCAUCUUCGCCCUCUGGGCCCUCCGAUCGAACGCCGAAGGGGUCUUCCGGAGGCCCAGGAGGAAGAAGCUCUGCGGCUGCUCUUGUUCCUGCGGGGUUGCCGGGAGUACUGGUGGUGGGGAUUGCGACGCCCGCGGCGGCGACGGGGAUAUGGCGGUGAGGGAUAACAAGGUCGGCACGGCGGAGCGGCAGGCCGGCGGGUCGAUGAUGGAGCAGCUGGUGCCGGAGAUCACCACACACGCGCUCAGUUACCUCGACUAUACCAGCCUUUGCCGCCUCUCGAUGACUAACUCUGCGAUGAGGAGGGCUGCAAAUGACGAUGGCGCGUGGAAAGCACUCUACCACAAGGACUUCACAGUGGAACAGGACACUGUUAACCCAAGCAACGGAUGGAAAGCUUACUAUGCUGCCACCAAAGCCAUUGUCAAUGUCAAUGCAGAAUUCUAUAAUAUAAUCAGAGAAAGGUCACUUCCAGCAAUGAGUAGAUUUUGGCUUAAUGCUGACUAUGUAAAAUGUAUACAUGCAUCUGGGGAGUUAUUCACAGGGUACAGUGCAGUGAUUGACAGCUGGGCAUUGUUAUUCAACUGGGGCCAAGGUGGCGGCCAAGGGAUUGAUUUCCAGAUACGGGAUGUACGAGCUCGUAUUCUUGGUGACGUGGCUUGGGUUACCAUGAAUGCUUAUGUUGACAUCGACUCGGGGCCAUUCCAUGUGACUAAUAUCUACGAGCUUCAUGAUGGGAGAUGGCACAUGGUUCACCACCAUAGCUCAGUGAUGCUACAUUGAAGUGGAUGAGAAAAGCAGUGGUUGUCGAAUGCCUGAUUGUGCUGAAAGCUUAUCUCUCUUUCAAUUUUCCCUCUUAGUUCUAUUGUCAUGUUUCUUUUCUCCAUUUUACCACCAAAAGGUAUACUUGAUGAUAUCUUCACUCUAGAAUGUCAACAUAUGCUUCUAUAGCAUUCUCGGUUGCGAUAGUAAAUUCUUUCCUCUCCAUUAGGUCCAGUUGUAUCUUUAUAAUCAAAUUUUGAUUGUCCAAAUGUCCACCCU
This is a messenger RNA of Musa acuminata subsp. malaccensis (wild Malaysian banana), 1352 nucleotides long. RefSeq names its product F-box protein SKIP8. Gene Ontology annotation, molecular function: protein binding. NCBI's taxonomy places the organism in Eukaryota, Viridiplantae, Streptophyta, Magnoliopsida, Zingiberales, Musaceae. The record is from RefSeq and is a predicted model, not a curated record.